AUGACACUGUGCAGGGUGUCCGCCGCGGUCAUCCAUCAGGUCGAAGAGGCACUUGACGAAGACGAGAAGGAGGUGCUUCUCUUUUUGUGCCGGGACGUUGCUGCAGAUGUCGCUCCACCUGAUGUCAGGGACCUUCUGGAUAUUUUAAGUGAGAGAGGUAAGCUGUCUGCCAUGGAUUUGGCUGAGCUGCUCUACAGAAUGAGGCGGUUUGACUUGCUCAAGCGGAUCUUGAAGAUGGACAGAGCAGCAGUGGAGACCCUUCUUCUCAGGCACCGUCACCUUGUUUCGGACUAUAGGGUGCUGUUGACAGAGAUUAGUGAAGAUUUGGACAAAGCUGACGUGUCCUCAUUAAUUUUCCUCAUGAGAGAUUACAUAGGCCGAGGCAAACUAGCCAAAGAUAAGAGUUUCCUGGAUCUUGUGGUUGAAUUGGAGAAACAAAACCUGGUUGCUCCAGAUCGAUUGGAUUUAUUAGAAACAUGCUUAAAGACCAUCCAUAGAAUAGACCUGAAGACAAAAAUCCAGAAAUACAAGCAGUCUGCUCAGGGAGCAGCAGGAACAAAUUAUGUAAAUGCUCUCCAGGCAUCUCUCCCAAACUUGACUCUCAAGGAAACUUCAUAUAACUUAGGGCUACAGAACAGAAGAAAUAAAGAACAAAGAAUCGUUGUGGAGCAACUUGGCAUUCAAAGAGAACCAGUGAAGACGUCCAUUCAAGAAUCAGGAGCGUUUUUGCCUCGGCACAUAUCUGAAGAAAGAUACAGGAUGCAGAGCAACCCUCUAGGAAUCUGCCUGAUAAUCGAUUGCAUUGGCAAUGACACAGGACUUCUUCAGAACACCUUCACAUCUUUGGGCUUUGAUGUCCAGGUCUUCUUGUAUCUCAGUGUGGACCAUAUCAUUCAGACUCUUCACCAAGUUGCCUGUAUGCCCCAACAUCAAAACUACGACAGCUUUGUGUGUGUCCUGGUGAGCCGAGGAAGCUCCCAUAGCGUGUUUGGCAUGGAUCAGACUCAUUCAGGUUUCCCUUUGGAUCAGAUCAGGAGGGUCUUCAUGGGAGAUUUGUGCCCUUCUCUCUUAGGGAAGCCAAAGCUCUUUUUUAUUCUGAACUAUGUGGUGUCAGAGGACCAGCAGGGGAACAGCAGCCUUCUGGAGGUGGAUGGGGCAGGGAUGAACAAUGUAGAGCCCAGAGAAAGACCGCCUGGGUCUUGCAUGGUCCACCGAGAAGCCGACUUCCUCUGGAGCCUGUGCAGAGCAGAUGCGGCCCUCCUGGAGCAGUCGCCCGGCUCCCCUUCAGUGUACCUGCAGUGCCUCUCCCAGAAACUAUGGCAAGAAAGAAAACGCCCACUCUUGGAUCUCCAUGUUGAACUCCACAGCAAAGUAUAUGAUUGGAACAGUAGAGUUUCUGCUAAGGAGAAGUACUCCAUCUGGCUGCAACACACGCUGAGAAAGAAACUCAUCCUCUCUUGCAAAUGA
Molecule: messenger RNA, 1467 nt
Organism: Orycteropus afer afer
Lineage: Eukaryota; Metazoa; Chordata; Mammalia; Tubulidentata; Orycteropodidae
Gene: CFLAR
Product: CASP8 and FADD like apoptosis regulator
Biological process (GO): proteolysis; negative regulation of extrinsic apoptotic signaling pathway via death domain receptors
Molecular function (GO): protein binding; cysteine-type endopeptidase activity
Source: RefSeq, a predicted model, not a curated record